AUGAAAACUAAACAUACGACAGCCUUAGAUAAAAACAUCCGAUAUUGUCAAAACACAGAUGAAAUCACGCACAGUAUUACUGAACUCAAACAAAUCAUUCUAAACCUGAAGGCAAUAUUAGAAUCCAAUGAUAUCUCCCUAAUCGCUACCUACAAAUCCAGGAAUAACGAGUUCAGAAGAUUGCCUCCUAAAGUCCGAGUUAUAUUACCAAGUUCCUCUCCUCAGAAAAUAAACAUAGACCAACUCCGUCAAAUGUUUGGUUCUUUGUCACCAUCAUCCAUUUACACAGAAGAACAUGGCGAACUAAUGAAGUCACCAGAAGCUAUAUCAUCUUCUGCAGUCAAACCAAUGAAAUCAGCAGAAGCUGUGUCAUCUCCUCCAGUCAAACCAAUGAAGUCACCAGAAGCUGUGUCAUCUCCUCCACUCCUCAACCUCCAGAGUAAACUACUGACAUCAAUACAAACUGAGUCAGGGGAACAACCACGGGACAUAGCAGUGACCCGGGACGGAGAUCUUAUUUAUACUAACUGUUGCAAUGUAAACUUAGUUAAGAAUAAACAGAUACAGACCAUGAUCACAGCAGAGGAGUGGAGACCUAUCAAUUUCUACAGUACCUCCUCUGAUGAUCUCCUAGUUAUCAUGAUCAGUGAUGAUAAAACACAAUCCAAAGUUGUGCGUUACUCUACCUUCACAGAGACACAAAGCAUCCAGUUUGAUGAUCAGGGUCGUCCUCUCUAUUCAUCUGGUUAUAAUGAAAAAUACAUCAGUUAG
Molecule: messenger RNA, 771 nt
Organism: Ostrea edulis (European flat oyster)
Lineage: Eukaryota; Metazoa; Mollusca; Bivalvia; Ostreida; Ostreidae
Exons: 2
Coding region: 1-771 (256 amino acids)
Source: RefSeq, a predicted model, not a curated record